UUUUUUUCUUUGACUCUAGUGGUUUUAAGUCGACAGCAGCGAAAGGUCCAGCUCAUGCGGAUUCGACAGAGAGAAGAGAGGCUGAAAAAGGAGAAGGAAAACAAGAAGAAGAAAAAGAGACAGAGCCAGAAAACAGGGCACAAGCAGAAGACUCAUUCCCAUCACAACCACCAGCAGUACCACCACCCAACAGCAUCUCACCCUCAUCACCAAACUCAGAGCUCUCAGCCUCCUAAAGUCCCUCCUCCUCCUCCUCAGACUGAGCCUGGCUACCACCGCAAAGCCAACUCCAAAAGGCGUUUUGAUGGAGAUGUGCUGUCUCCGAGUUACAUCAGGAGUUUCAGGGACAGACAGACAGACAGACGGGCGUACUCCCACAGUAGAAUGAUGAGCCGGUCUCGAAUGGCUGAACUUGACUAUGACUGCGGCUCUCAGGUGCCCCUUACAGCACCCAGUGGACCCCCAGUUCGCAUUUGAGGCAGUUAAUUGCACACAUCCACACACACACACACAUGUGCACCAUCACAGGCUACUUCAAGACUCACUGAUAAGGAUAAGAAACCUAACCUAACCUAACCGUGCCAACCCAAUCAACUGCCUAUUAAGCCAACAGGAGCUCAAAGUGCUCCAGAGGUGGUGUGACCCACACUGCUUUUCUCCUGUCAGACCCAGUGAAGUAUUUAUUUGGUCGGUUUUUUCCUUUUAAUGUCUAAAAACAGUGAUUUUCUUUGUCGAAAGUGUGAGAAUUAUGAGUCAUCAUAUGUUAUAUUUGGCUUCUCUGUAAUUGUACUUACAUGGAAAACACUGGAAACAAGUGAAACUCUCUUAUGCACAGUUAAUUAAACUGUCUCUGUUGAACAUUUGAUACGAAGAUUUAUACUGGUUGGUUCAAGCCAUACAAAGUCAUUUUUAGUGGGGAAGAAAAAAUCACUCCACAGGAGCCCCACAUCAUGUUAGAAAAAAAUUGCAUCACUUGACUUUCAUCAAGUUAAAAUAAAAGAACACUUUACUCCAAAGGUAAUUAAAGGAUUAAACAUUUUGACUUAAGGAAGCAUCUGCUGUGAAAAAUGACUGAAAAGCAACAUAAAAAAAAUCACAGCAAACACUGAAACUCAAAGGGAGCUCUUCUCAUUUAAAAGGUCAUUCAUGAAGUCUGCAUUUUAUCUUCACUGACAGCUUGUAAAUUCAAACGUGGCAGCACAAGGCCUGUACUGCUUCAACAUGCAGAAAGAGACAAGUUUAGGUGUGAAUUGGAUUAAACGGUUUACACCAAAGACAAUGUUUGUGUUAUUUCUGUUGUCAAUUAAGUGUCAUUCCCUGCGCUGUUGUGAUUUUCAAGGAGACUGUUUUUACAUCUCAACACUUUCCUUGUAUCCUCUAUUCUAUUGUCAGCCAUUCCAACUACAGACCUGAACAGGAUACUCAUCUGUCUGCUCCUCUUUCCUCUCUCCAUUAAACAUUUCUGUAAGCGAUGUGAUUUUAUUUAUUAACAGUGCUCUUGUGUCCCUUUUUGCUCUUUUCUACAAAGCUUCUGUUAAAGACAAAUAGCUGCUGCCCGAUAUUAAUCAUUCUGGAAUUUGAUUGAUGUAAUGAAGUCUGAGAAUAAUAGGCAACAGUAAAAAUGUUAAAAAAAAUAGUGUAUUUGUGUGUGUGUGUGUGUGUGUGAGUGGACACAUGAGCCCUGUGGCAAUUGAUGGAACAUACCAAAUACUGGCCAAGGAGAGGGGGGGUUUGUUGGAAUGGAUGCGCAGCAUGCUGUGCAUACAUUAAAUUCUCUCUUCUUUACCAGUUGGUGAAAAAUGGUAUGAAUGUAAAAUGUUUGAGUGAAAUGUUAAGUGAUUAAAAAAAAAGAGGCAGCAUCUUUUUUUUGAGAUAAGAGAAUGUGAAGAUAAAUGCAUCUGCAAGUGGCGCCCUCUGAUGUUUACUUCUGGACCUUUUUUUUCUGGCCUUUCUAUGUAUGUGUGUGUGCAUACGGUUCAUGUGUACAUGCAUUUGUGUGUUACUCACUUUGAAAUUGAAAUGAGUUCCUUACAUUAAUAUUGUUAUACUAAACACUGAGACAGGAGAAGGACUCUGAAUGCGAGAUGUUUAAGUACAGAAGGACAAAGUUGUUUUGUUUUUAUUUUUUGUUUUUUUUUCUUUUUUUUAAUUAAAGCUCUCUGGAAACAAAACAUUGUAGUUCAUGAACACUAUUGCUAGCAAUGUUGCAAUUCCUACCUAGGUUGAAUAUUACUAUAAAAAGCCCCAAAUGGAAGACUUGGUAGUAUGAAAGGAAAAAAAAGUUAUUAAAAUUCUGCCUCAAUAUUGUUUUUUUAAACUAUUGUUUUAUUAUAGAUUCUUAUUUCUGAGGUUUAGGAAAACAAAACAAUCUCACUGCACAUAAAUUAUAAAAUAAAACUUGAGGUAUGUAAGUUAGUGCCUGGAUUCAGCAAAAUUUACAGUACUUUUAGGCCCGAGGACCAGGGAUUUUUAUCAAAAGCCCGUUACUGCAUGUUGAUCAUUGUGUAUAUGUUUCGAUUGUGCUGUUGUCAUGUCACAGCUCUGACAUUUACACUUUAGUUUUCUGGUCCUGGGCCGAUGUAAGUAAAAAUAAAAACUCUCUUUCUAUCUCCAGUUCUCUUCUGUCUGUAAAGGGCUUUGAAAGGCAUUUGAAGCAUUUUCCUCUUUUUCACAUGCAUUAUGCCUGUUACAUCAGCUUCUGACCUGCUGUUUACUGUUAUUAAAUGUUGUUUCACGGUUGUGGCAGUACACGUGUUAUUUUUGGUUUUCUGCCUAUACUUCACUCCUGCUUUGAUCUGCUUUUGUGUUUUUAUUGUAGUGUAAUUCUAAACUAAACAUUGCCCCUCCUCUUGCUUGUAAUUUGGGGACGAAAAUGAAUAAUUCUUUCACUGAACUCUUCUUUUAUGUUGUUGUUUUUCUUAUUCCUAAUUUUUUUUUUUUUCAUUGCCUAUUAUAUAACAUUUCUGUUGAGAAAACCUUUGAUUGUAGAUAUUGACUUGUAAAUAAUUUUUAAGUGUACAAAUGUUUGGCUCCAUUUUCAUGUUUGCACCACAGUCAUGUAUGUAAUUUAUGCAGGCUAUUACUUCCUGGAGUAGACCUGUUAUAUUGUGAUUCUGCUGUAUGUCCAGUUUGCUUUGAUUUGGCUGAGCGGUGGAUACACUUCUCAUUCAGGUGUUUCAGUGUUUCAUGUUCAAAUUUAGCAAAGAAAAUGGACUCUGAUUCGUCCUUUUCGUAUCAUCCAAUUUAAAUAUGUAAAAAUCACCUGAUUAUUAUUAUUAUUAUUAUUAUUAUUAUUAUUAUUAUGUUAUUAAGCAUGGAUUUCUAUGGACCUAACAUAUGAUAAACAUUGUGAUUCUAUAA
Messenger RNA from Neolamprologus brichardi, 3360 nucleotides. The record is from RefSeq and is a predicted model, not a curated record. NCBI's taxonomy places the organism in Eukaryota, Metazoa, Chordata, Actinopteri, Cichliformes, Cichlidae.